UCGAAUGCACUGACCUCAGACAUUUUACAUAUGGCUUAAGUGUCCAUUUACCUUGAAUGCACUGCAUAGUAUCACCUUCACUGUUUAGGGAGGAAAACUAGCUUCCACAUUGUAAAACGCUCCUUCCUGUCUCACACCAUUAACUCUACAUCUCUCUCAUUCUCUUUUUUUGAGUCUCUCUCUGUGCAGGGGUGAGCUAAUGCAGUGCUAAAACCUCAAAGCCGGUUGCAUGCCAUGCGAAUAACAGCACAACUAAGUUUCUGACAUCAUAAGAGCAAAAGUCUUUCUUUAUCUCCACACCAUCUACCUUUACCAUCUGUUUGCCUCCCACGUGGUAGAUUAGAUCAAUGAUUUUGAGAUAUUUUGUCUGACUCUGUUUACUUCCCCUUGAUACUGUAUAUCCAAACAUCGCUAUCUUCAGUCACUAUUAUAUCCAACAAACAGCUGAACUAAGAACUGGUAAAUACUCUUCUCUCAAACAGUCAGACUAUAUUGACAACAUAAAUACUCUUUUUUUUUACUUGUGAAGCUGCAUAUAGAAGUCUAAAAAAUCACAUAAACAAUGACACCAAAAUGGGCUAAAUUUCAUUUAAAAGCCCAAGAUGAGACGAAAACCACAAUUUCCUUCCCUAUUCGCAAUCAUUCACACUUCAGCAUCGCUGGAGCCGCGAUGGCGUUGGUCAUAGAUGCACAGAAACGUAUCGUUUUGACAAGGCCCAAAUUGGCCAUACCUUUCUUUGCAUCACAUGAAAGAUCCCCAGUCAACAAAACCACCAACAGCCCCGCCCAGUGGCAUCCACGGGAUUCCAGGAGAGACGACACGUGGUGGGCUUGAUGGUGCUCAGCAGUAUCAUGGUGCAUUUGAUUACAAGGAAACUUCAGCCACACAACUUCACACCUCUAUCAUAGCUUGCUCGCUCGCUCUCACACAUCAUAUAAAUACCCCAUUCACUCGAACAGUUUGAUGCAUUCAGUCCAGAGGCAGGGCACGAGCACAUUUGGGUACCGUGAGACAGUUAACGGGCUACUUCGGCAAUAGGAGUACCAACUUUGGCGAGCAUCUUAUUCUACAACGAACUACUACUAACUACAAUUAUGGAGUUUCGGUUGACGCCGUUUUUCUUAGGAAUGUGUUUGCUGACUUGUCAAUGGAUGAUGUGCGAGACCAGCGUCUCUGAAAACCUGGACGAGAGCAUUUCGGAACUCAAUAAGUACUAUGGAGAGAAAGCCGGUGAGCUGCACAAUGGCCACCCUGUCUUUCUGUUGAUCCUGAAAGAUUUAAAGGUGAAGUUUGAGGAAACUGAACAGAAGCUCCUUAUGAGUAUUAUAAUAGAAACAUACAGUAGGAUCUUCACCCGCAUGAAAAAUGAAAGCCAGAGUGAAAACGUGAAAGAGCGACUGGAACAUGUUUUGGAGCACCUGCGGAAACUACAAGAAUACUACUUCCCGGGCAAGAGCGCUGAGCUCAGGACCUUUGCGGAAGAUUUAUGGGCGAUCAAGGAAAAUGACCCGAUGGUCCAACGCAAAGCACUGUAUGAGAUGAAGAACGUCUACAGGCAAGCGACGGCGAUGCUGAGAAAAGACAAAAAUAAGGACCGCAGGAGACGUCAAGCCAAAAACGCAAGGCAGAAGUCCUAAAGAUGGGUCCUAGUAUUGAUCAUCAUUUCACAAUAUGUAAAAUCAUUUCUUGUAUUUAUUUUAUUUAUAAAAUGAAUGUGGCACAUAUUGUGCGCAAAAUGUUCAAACUGACAGUAUUUAUUUAUUUAUUUGAUUGUUCAAACCGCAAGCCA
Messenger RNA from Triplophysa rosa, 1790 nucleotides. RefSeq names its product interferon gamma 1 (gene ifng1). The transcript is spliced from 4 exons. Gene Ontology annotation, biological process: immune response. The record is from RefSeq and is a predicted model, not a curated record. Gene Ontology annotation, cellular component: extracellular region. Lineage: Eukaryota; Metazoa; Chordata; Actinopteri; Cypriniformes; Nemacheilidae. The coding region runs from base 1096 to 1638 and encodes 180 amino acids. Gene Ontology annotation, molecular function: type II interferon receptor binding.